CCUGCCAGAGCUGGAGCUGUGCAAUGCCGGAAUGGUUUGGGGUGGAAGGGACCUUAAAAGCUCGUCCUGCUCCACUCCUGCCAUGGGCAGGGACACCUUCCCCUUUCCCAGCUUGCUCCAAGCCCCGUCCAGCCUGGGCACUGCCAGGGAUCCAGGGGCAGCCACAGCUUCUCUGGGCACCCUGUGCCAGGGCCUCAGCAUCCUCCCAGGGAAGUAUUCCCUCAUAAUAGCCAACCUAAACUUUUUUCUUCAAAACAUGAUGAGUCUGCAAACUUCUUAGCUUACUUGUGUUCUGUCAAAACAAACCCCAAAACAAUCCAAAAUACCAACACAUGUUGCUUUUCCUCCCUCCCUGCGAGCUUUGUGGCACAAAUUCCAGUGAUGGGAAGAAUCUGGAAGCAGCUGGAUUUCACACAGUGGAGGUUGUGGCUUUUGCACCAGAGAAGGAGCUGCUGAACAUUAAAGGCAUCAGUGAAACCAAAGCUCACAAAAUCCCUGCUGAGGCAGCCAAACUGGCUCCAGGAUUUCACUACAGCACAGAAUUUCACCUGCAGUGGUCAGAAAUCAUCCAUAUCACCACUGGCUCCAAAGAGCUGGAAAAGUUGCUUCAAGAAGAAAUAGAAACAGGAUCCAUAACGUUAUUUGGGGAAUUCCAUAGUGGGAAGACACAGCAGUGUCCCAGCCUGGCAGUCACUGGUCAGUUCCCCAUAGACUGUGGGGGCAGUGAGGGAAAAGCCACAUCCAUGGACACAGAGGGGAUCUUCCAUCCAGAGCAGCUCCUGGCCAUGGCUGAAAGGAAUGGCCUCUGGCAUCAAUGCCCUGGACAAGGUGGCCUCUGCCGGGGCUUUACCAGCGACCGCCAGGCCCAGCUGCUGGGUCAGGCUGGAGACUGAAAACUCCUUUUCUCCCCCUGGAUCUCCAGUCCGUGUCCUGGAGAGGCUCCUUUCCUGCUGGCACCGCAGGGACGCUCCCAAGGCAGUGGGCAGAGGGACCCGUGCGGCUCAGCGUGGGAACCGCCGGGACGCGCCGAGUGCAGCCGGAGCUGUGGGAAGAGAUCUCCCUCUGGGCUGCAGGCACAGGGCAGGGCCGGGAGCUUCCUGGGCAGCGUUCCCACAGCAUUUCCCUGCCAGUCUCCCUGGAUCCCGCCCUGGACAUGGUGCAGACAAUCUCGGUGGCCACAGCUGGGAGCUCGGUGAAUUGGAAGCAAAGCUGAAGGGUUUGUCCACCAAGAGAGGUGGUGAUCUAUAGAGCAAAGCAGAGUGGUAUUCCACACAGAGAAUUUGGGAUUUGGGAUGGUCCCAAUCCAUACUCCAUAAUCUUUCUGUUAAUUUUCUUUUGGAUGCUGCAGCCUGAUGGGCUGGGGGAGCUGCUCCUUUCCGUUUCCAUUUAAUUUUCUGUAUUUAAUUAAUUCUCUGUGGAAAUCUGCUUUUAAUAAAAAGGCCCAGGAGGAUAUUGAUGACAUCCCGCAGGUGUGUCCAGACCAAGGGUUGUUCUGGCUGGCAGAAGCUGCACCAAUCUCCCAGGAAUCUCAGUCUGGAUUUUCUUUUCUCCCGGUUCUCCCAAUCCUCACUUUGGGGGUGCAGUGCAGCCCUGCCCUGUGUAUCUCCUAGAAGAGUUUUGGGGUUAAAAGUGUUCUUUUAUAUUCUGCAGUAUUUAUAAUUUGAUUUAAAAGAAUAAAACCGUAUCAAUGUG
This is a messenger RNA of Vidua chalybeata, 1692 nucleotides long. Its product is annotated as DNA repair protein RAD51 homolog 1-like. Lineage: Eukaryota; Metazoa; Chordata; Aves; Passeriformes; Viduidae. The record is from RefSeq and is a predicted model, not a curated record. Gene Ontology annotation, biological process: DNA repair; chromosome organization involved in meiotic cell cycle; reciprocal meiotic recombination. Gene Ontology annotation, cellular component: condensed nuclear chromosome. Gene Ontology annotation, molecular function: ATP-dependent DNA damage sensor activity; double-stranded DNA binding; single-stranded DNA binding.